This is a messenger RNA of Momordica charantia (bitter melon), 443 nucleotides long. NCBI's taxonomy places the organism in Eukaryota, Viridiplantae, Streptophyta, Magnoliopsida, Cucurbitales, Cucurbitaceae. The record is from RefSeq and is a predicted model, not a curated record.
CUGCUCUUUACGUCGAAUUUGGGCGGGGUAACGGUGGAGCCGGUUUCUCUGCCCAAUCAGUUUCAGCCAUAUGGCGAUUUGUUUGUUGUGCGACUGGAUGGGACCGGUUUGAGGAGGCUGACGUGGAGUGGGUACGAAAAUGGAACUCCGACGUGGCAUUACGGGAGUGAGCUGGCGUUAUCCGCGAUGAGUUUGAAGGACGAGGUCGCUGGAGAGAAGCUGACGGGAGAGUUUGAUGAACCGCUCUGGAUAAAGUUCAAUUGAUGAUGGCAUGUGCCACGUGUAGGUUCAGCAUUUCCUUUUAUUUCUCAAAAUAAAAAGCAAAAAUUUUCUUAGGGUUGUUGAGUUGAGGUUGUUGAGUUGAGUCAGUUUGAAAAGGAAUUUGAUUCUAUGAUCAAAAAAAGAAAAGAAARAGUUUGUUCAAUUAAUACUUUAUUAAAAAA